CGAACGGCUCGCUCGCGUAGCAAGCUGCGGGGUCGUCAUUUUAAGAUGGCGCAUUGAAGUGAACUGCAACGCGAAAUUUGUGCUGUGUACUGCCAAGAAGAUCACUGUGCAAUCACAACUUCAUCAGGACCCAAAGCCGCCUCAAAACAAUAACACCGGUGACCGCGAGUGUGAAGACGUAAAUUUCGGAAGUUAAUUUGUGUGUUUAUCGGUGCAAAUUUCGAUUUUUCGGUAGUGAUUUUCGAUCCGUUUCGCUUUGGUGAAGGGAAAUUUUCACUCUUCGCUACGUUGCCCAGACAAGAGGUCAUCCAAAAUGGCGUCCGUUAGCAAGUGGUGAAUUUUUUUCACAGAAGUAAAAAUUAGUUUUCGGUUGUUUAUUACAACGUUUCUGUGUGAAUUUCCCCGUUUUCCGAUGAAUUGGAUGAGACGUGACGUUCUGAACGUGUAUCCCCGUAAAUUGAAACAAGUUUAGUUGGCAAUCAUAAGGAAAAACCCUCUGGAAUUCGUCAUGAGCCAGCCAAAGCAGGACGACUCGGAGCAUGAAUCGAGCAGCGACAGCAAAAGCGAAUCCGGAUCGUCCGAUUCCGAAAGCGAGAGCGGAUCUGGCUCGUCGUCUGGAUCCGGUUCCAGUGACAAUGAGGGCAACACCGAGCGCCGUCAGGACAACAGCAGUGUGGUGAACCCUUCCGCGCACAACGACAACGCCCAGGAUGGUUCGAAACCGGAGGAAAACGGAACCGUCUCCGAGCCGGAAGAAGAUGUCCACUCCAGCACGAACCAGCAGAACCAUCACAAUGAAAGUAAAUCGGCCGACGAGGCCGAAGAGGACGAGUCCGAUAAUGAUGCCACCGCGGAAAAUGGUCAGAACAACAACAACAACAACAGUAGUCAGAUAAACAAUAGCGGCGAGACGAACGAUAAGUCUCGAAGUAGUGGUACCGCUCACUCGGGGUCUGGGUCGGAAGAAAGUGCUGAUGAGGAGAAUCGCAGUGACGGAAACCACAGUGAGUCGAAUGACAGUGGCAAACCGAGCAAUGCUAGUCAGAUCCAAGAGGACGACGACGACCAAGAUGCUAGAUCGGGAAGUCACAACUCGGACGACGAUGACGAGGAAGAUGAGGAGCAUUCGUCAAAAAGUAGUUACGAUGAUGAGGACUACGCGGCCAACAGGCGACGGAACAAUGCCCGUAAGAAGGCAGCAGCAAAGCAGGUCAAGCGCAAGCCGACCGCAUCGGCACAGCCGAAAAAGAAGAAGCAAAGCAGCCGUUGGAAGUCGGAAACCUCGGAGGGCAGUGACGCCAGUGGUCUGGACAGUUCCGAUGACGAAGAUGACAGCCGGAGUUACGGUGCCCGCAAGGCGGCGGCUGCUGCUGCUGCUGCGAAAAAACGUCCUGCUCCUGCAGCGAGAUCAAAAACGGCAAAGAAAAAGAAAAGCGCUGCUGCAUACUCAUCGGACGAGGGCAGUGACAGCGGUGGGGAAAACUCGCGGCAGGGUAGAAAUCGCAGGAAAACAGCUGUUAGCUAUAAGGAGGCAAGCGGUGACGACCUAACCGAUAGCGAAGAUUUGCUUGAGGUGGAUCAGGAAGCAGAGGAAGCUGCUGCGGCCGCUGCUGCCGAAGAGGAGAAGACUGAAACAAUCGAAAGGAUAAUAGGGCAACGGGUUGGGAAGAAGGGCGCAACGGGGGCGGCAACGACGACUUAUGCCGUGGACGAGAGUGGCGAUCCGAACGAGGGUGUCGAUGAGAACGAUUCGGAAAAUACGGAACAGCAGUAUUUGAUCAAAUGGUCCGGCUGGUCGUAUCUGCAUUGCACUUGGGAAUCGGAAGAAACGUUGAAGGAGCAGCGGGUGAAGGGAAUGAAGAAGUUGGAGAAUUACAUCAAGCGGGAGAAGGAUAUCGACUACUGGCGAAAGUAUCAGGCUGGUCCGGAGGACAUUGAUUACUACGAAUGUCAACAGGAACUGCAGCAGGAUCUGCUCAAAAGCUACUACAAUGUGGAGCGAGUGAUAGCUCAGGUGGAGAAGCCGGAAAGCGGAAUCGACUAUCUGUGCAAGUGGGAGUCGCUUCCCUAUGCAGAUUCCACCUGGGAAGAUGCAACGUUGAUAGUGAGAAAGUGGGAAAAGAAAGUCGAGGAGUUCCAAGAUAGAGAUAACAGCAGGAGGACACCUUCGAAGCAUUGUAGAGUGAUAAAAAAUCGACCGAAAUUCCAUCACCUCAAGUCACAACCCGAUUAUAUGGGAGAGGAUCGAGGCCUGAAACUGAGAGAUUACCAAAUGGAUGGUCUUAAUUGGCUGGUUCUGACUUGGUGCAAGGAGAAUUCCGUUAUUCUAGCGGACGAAAUGGGCUUAGGUAAAACGAUUCAGACCAUUUGCUUCCUGUAUUACUUGUUCAAGGCGCAACAGUUAUAUGGUCCGUUUCUGUGUGUGGUUCCGUUGAGUACGAUGACGGCGUGGCAGCGGGAGUUUGCCAUCUGGGCACCGGAGUUGAACGUCGUCACAUACCUGGGAGAUGUGGCCUCGCGUGAAAUCAUCCGUCAGUAUGAAUGGUGCUUCGAAAACAAGAAGCUCAAGUUCAAUGCCAUCCUGACGACUUAUGAGAUUCUGCUGAAGGACAAGACCUUCCUGGGAAGCGUCAGUUGGGCAGCGCUCUUAGUCGAUGAAGCCCAUCGGUUGAAGAACGACGAUUCCCUGCUUUAUAAAGCGUUGGAAGAAUUCGACACCAACUAUCGCUUGCUGAUCACUGGUACGCCUCUGCAGAACUCGCUCAAAGAACUGUGGGCGUUGCUCCACUUCAUCAUGCCCGGCAGGUUCGACUACUGGGAAUCGUUCGAACGAAACUAUGCCAAUCCCAGCAACGACAAAUCGUACACCAAACUGCACAAGGAGCUCGAACCGUACAUCCUUCGACGAGUGAAAAAAGAUGUCGAAAAAAGUCUUCCUGCGAAGGUGGAACAAAUUCUCCGGGUAGAAAUGACCUCCAUCCAGCGGCAGUACUACCGAUGGAUCCUCACCAAGAACUUCGAUGCCCUGCGAAAGGGUAUGAAGGGAUCGAUCAACACAUUCCUAAACAUUAUGAUCGAACUGAAGAAGUGCUGCAAUCAUGCCCUGCUAACCCGGCCGACGGAAUUCGAAACGCAGACUAAUCAGGACGAAGUGGUGGUUCAGUUACUCAAAGGAUCCGGCAAGCUGGUUCUGUUGGACAAAUUGCUCUGUCGGUUGAAGGAAACCGGUCAUCGGGUGCUGAUCUUUUCCCAAAUGGUACGAAUGCUGGACAUUCUGGCGGAGUAUCUACAGAAAAGGCAUUUCUCCUUCCAACGAUUGGAUGGCAGUAUUAAGGGCGAACUUCGUAAGCAAGCUUUGGAUCACUUCAAUGCGGAUGGCUCGACAGAUUUCUGUUUCCUGCUGUCGACCCGUGCCGGCGGGUUGGGUAUUAAUCUGGCCACGGCGGACACGGUAAUCAUUUUCGACUCGGACUGGAAUCCACAGAACGAUCUGCAGGCACAGGCCCGAGCCCAUCGAAUCGGACAGAAGAACCAGGUCAACAUCUACCGGUUGGUGACGGCGCGGUCCAUUGAGGAAGAUAUUGUCGAGAGGGCGAAGAAGAAGAUGGUGUUGGAUCAUUUGGUUAUUCAGCGGAUGGAUACGACGGGUCGGACGGUUCUGGACAAAAACGGAGGCAGCAAUGCAACCAAUCCUUUCAACAAGGAUGAGUUGUCGGCGAUUCUGAAGUUUGGGGCGGAAGAGCUGUUCAAGGAAGAUGAGGAAGGAGACGACGAACUGGUAUGUGAUAUUGAUGAGAUUCUUAAGCGGGCGGAAACCAGGGAUGAGAAUCCCGAGAUGCCGGGUGAUGAGCUGCUGUCGGCUUUCAACGUCAAGACGUUCGAUUUCGACGAGGAGAAGGAGACUUCUGCGAUGCGAAAUACCGCAAAGCCACCGACGGAGGCGGAGCAGGAUGGUGAUACGAAAGACUGGGACGAGAUUAUUCCUCAAAAUUACCGAGAACGGGUGGAAGCAGAGGAGCGCAAUAAGGAGCUGAAUGAUCUGUAUCUUCCACCGAGGAGAAAAACUCUUCAACAGUUGAACCAACCCGACGAGGGUAGUACCGGUAAGAAAAAGCGGAGACGCCAAGCCGACGACGAAACCGAAGAGGAAUCGGAUGGUAGCGAGGACGGUAAAGGUGGCAAAAAGGCGGGUACGAGAGGAAGACCUUCUAACAAGGAGAAAAUCCCAGGCUUCUCGGAUACCGAGCUGAGGCGACUGAUUAAGAGCUACAAAAAAUUCCCUGCUCCGUUAAAGAGACUGGAAGCGAUCGCCGUGGACGCCGAAUUGCAGGAAAAGCCUCUUUCAGAAUUGAAGCGAGCAGCAGAAAUGCUGCAGGAGCGCUGUGUUCAGUUCAUGGAACAUUCGAAAGAGAACGAGGAGAAAGAGAAAAGUAUCCCGGAAGAGAAGGCUAAACGCGGUCCGCGUGCUGCCUUCUCCAUUCGCUUUGGAGGCGUGUCGUUCAAUGUAAAAACUCUACUGCAGUGCGUAGAAGAACUGACACCACUGGAUGAGUUUCUUCCUCAAGAUCCGGACGAACGGACCAAGUGGAUCCUGAACAUCAAAACCCGAUCGGCCAAUUUCGACGUCGAAUGGACCAACGAAGAUGAUUCGCGACUGCUGCGAGGAAUCUACCAAUUCGGUAUCGGUUCAUGGGAGGCGAUGAAGAUGGAAGACUCACUGAAUCUCUCCGACAAAAUUCUGCUGAAUGAAGCGGACAAAAAACCUCAAGCAAAGCACCUGCAAUCGCGAGCCGAGUAUCUGCUAAAAAUCAUCCGGAAGCACAUCGAACUGAAGAAGGGAAUCGGUAAGAAACCACGUAAACAGCGGAAACCUCGCGGGGAAGCCAAAGCCAUCUCGGCGGAGAUUGUCCAUUCCCCGCUGUCGCCGGGUGCCAUCAAGGAAGAACCGGAAGGAAAUGACGUUUCCUCGACGGAAGAUAAGAAAGUCUCGACGCCGAAUACUUCCAAGAUCAAGAAGCUGUCCGAAUCGGAUUCGCAUCAUCACGAGCACGAUACGAGUUCAAAUGGUCCCAAGGAAGAGCACAAGGAACCCACACAUAAGGAGAAGAAGGAACGAAAGAAGAAGGAAAAGACCAACUCCGUCAAGAAGGAAAAGAAGAAGAACACUGGCCCGAUGCACUUCACGGCGAACAACGAGCCAUGUGCGUUGAAUAUCAUCGGUGAUUUGGAUCCGAGUGUGUUCAACGAGUGCAAGGAGAAGAUGCGACCGGUCAAGAAAGCCCUGAAAACGCUCGAUAAUCCGGAUCAGACGCUUCCGCCACAAGAACAGGUCAACCAGACGAGGGCUUGCCUGCUGAGCAUCGGCAAUCAAAUCAACCAGUGUCUCUCGGUCUUCAAGGACCCGGAGAAGGUCAAGGAAUGGAGGAGCAAUCUGUGGUAUUUUGUGUCGAAAUUUACCGAAUUCGAUGCCAAGAAACUGUUCAAACUGUACAAGCACGCAUUGAAGCGGAGUGAAGGCGACGACGGCCACCACGCUGCGGGAGGCAGUGAGAAGAAGAAGGAUCAUCAUCACGGUCAUGGUCACCAUCAUCACGGUCACAGUCACGGUCAUCACCAUCACUCGAAGGAUGGCAGCGGUUCGACACAGAAUUCGCCCGUCAAAGAAGCCAAAAAUUCGAAAAGCAACAUUCCUGGGGCACCGCAAGCUUUGCAGACAUUGGGUAAAAUCAAGAAGAUUAGCAAGAAGGAUAACAGCCAAAAUCAACUGCAGGGUACGCCAGUGGUAUCGACACCGUUGGCGGAACGAGAAAAGGAGAAAUCCGGUGGUGGCAGUAGCGAACGGCGGGAACGUAAGGAGAAGAAACGGCAUCACGGGGGACCUUCGACACCUGAACGGGGAGGAGCGGGUGAUGACGGGAAGGACGACAGUUCCUUUUCGGCCGUCAAGCGCAAACUCGAGGAUGGUGAACUGGACGAAAACACCAAGGAGUACAAGCGGUUGCAUGGUGAUGGAAGGAAUAAUCGAGAUCGGGAUAAAAAAUGGGAUGAUUACGACCGGGAUCGGGGUCCGCGGGGUGGUAUGUCCCGUGGACCUCCCGGUACGCCUCAGAGUAUGCGCGGUGGAAUGUUCCCAGAAGGAGGAGGAGGAGGAGGAGGGCGCGGUGGACCCUAUCCGGACGAUCGGUGGAGUAGUCGAGAUAGAUUCAGCGACCACAAACGUGACCGAUACGACGGCUACAGUCGACACCCGCCAUCGAACUACCACCGUGAUCAUCGAGACCGGGAUCGAGGCGACCGGUCCUACAAGGACAAGCGAAGAUACCCGCCCCCGCCAGGAGGUUACCCCAGCAAUCACUACCCAAUGCCAACGGGUGGCUACUAUCCUCCGGGUGACAAUCAGUACCGCUAUGCUGCCGGAUAUGAUCGAGGCGGAGGACCACCGGGUGGCGGUGCUCCUGGUGGUGACUUCAUGGACUACCGAGGAGGUGGUGGCGGCAGCGGCGGCAGUGGGGGACGAGCCGAAUACGAUCGGAGGCCACCGCCACCGACCAACUCGUAGUUUUCGUCUGGUCUCUAAGGGAAAGCAGUGAAGCAGUGCAUGCAAUGGCUAUAGGAUGUAUAUAAGACUUUUCUCAAUAGUGUACAGAACAAAGGACAAAACAAACAACUCAGAAGAUGCUAUAUAACCUGAUAUAUAGUGAGAGCAACUUGGUACUUUUUGAUACCACCAUAAGGGCAUAAUUGAUAAGGAGUAUUUCUGUUUUUUUUUUUUUAGAAAAAAAGAAUCUUGUUUUAAACUCAGUUCGUAAUUUAUUAACUCACCAACAUUUUGUAAGUAAACAAGGAAACGCAUUAAAAAAUUUGUUUUUUUAUUGUCUCAUCUGAGUAGGUCAACUCGUGGAGUAAAUUCUUAGUUUGUUCCAUUGGUCAUACGAAUUUACACUUCUUUUUUUUUUGAUACCUCAAUUCUUCGUCCCCUAGGUUUAACAUGUACAUAUUAUAGAGAUCGAAAGAAAGCAUUUUGUUUUCGAAAGUAAAUACACAAACUCACACGUACGCACGGCGGCACUGCACUGCAUGUAAAUAGUUAGACGCAGUUGAAACGAAAAGCCAGUCUCAGCAGGAUCGGAUUGUCUGUGUUCUCAAAUGGAAGUUCUAAGAAGCCGUCUCUAUUCAUCAUCAUCGUAACAUGUACAGUUGUAAAAUACAGGACCUAGAUCGUAAGGAAGCUGCAUGCAAACACAAAUAUCGUCUGUACCAAGUGAAAUGUGAACGGAAUAGUCUGUGGAGUGAAUGUGCGCUCGAAAGACUGGCCAAUAUGGUAGUUUCUAAGACUUAGGAGAAAGCUAGUUUCUACACGUACAUCUAUUUUAAUUUAUACCAACAAUCCGAUUGUCGAUAGAAAGUCUAUUUUUUACUUGUGAAGAAUAUGAAACAGUAGGUAACUGAUUCUAUACAACAGAACACAUUCGUUAAACCCAAUUCCAAGAAUACAAAAGAAAAGAAGCCUCUAUGUAUCUAACGAGACAGUGCUGGGCGCACUGUGGACGCAUGUCAUGUUCUUCCACACGAUGGAUCGUGUGUGGGGCGCGGAUCUCAUAUCCGUCAAAGUGCGCAAUUUUAGAGAAAGGUUUAAAAAUUGAGCGAAAAAUAUUAACCAGCAAAAAAUAAAACCGAUUCAACUUUA
Messenger RNA from Ochlerotatus camptorhynchus, 7687 nucleotides. RefSeq names its product chromodomain-helicase-DNA-binding protein 1 (gene Chd1). Lineage: Eukaryota; Metazoa; Arthropoda; Insecta; Diptera; Culicidae. The record is from RefSeq and is a predicted model, not a curated record. Gene Ontology annotation, biological process: nucleosome organization; regulation of transcription by RNA polymerase II. Bases 509 to 6559 code for a protein of 2016 amino acids. The transcript is spliced from 7 exons. Gene Ontology annotation, cellular component: nucleus; chromatin. Gene Ontology annotation, molecular function: ATP hydrolysis activity; DNA binding; ATP-dependent chromatin remodeler activity.